Tigriopus californicus is the source of this 2507-nucleotide messenger RNA. RefSeq names its product D-glucuronyl C5-epimerase B-like (gene Hsepi). The record is from RefSeq and is a predicted model, not a curated record. Gene Ontology annotation, molecular function: heparosan-N-sulfate-glucuronate 5-epimerase activity. The transcript has 4 exons. Bases 324 to 2108 code for a protein of 594 amino acids. Gene Ontology annotation, cellular component: Golgi apparatus. NCBI's taxonomy places the organism in Eukaryota, Metazoa, Arthropoda, Copepoda, Harpacticoida, Harpacticidae. Gene Ontology annotation, biological process: heparan sulfate proteoglycan biosynthetic process.
UAUCUACAGGGUGCCGAAACAAGCCAAAACAACAAUAUUGAUUCGUUUGUCUUGUCUCGUCUCUGGCGAUAUCCACUCUUCAAGGCCUCCUUUCCUAACCAAACCAUCCACUCACUGGCUAUACGUGCUUUAUUUCUUAAUACCCACAUCCGUUUGAUAAUUUUUCCAACAAAUCUAAUAUCUUCCUUUUGAUCCAGGAACGAUUGUUCCCAAUCUCCCGAAGCAUAAUUAGCCUAAACGUUUACCACAACGAUAAGGAAAUGAUGAUGAUCAUCUUAGCCGAGUUGACAUUCAUGCCCGAUUAAUGCCUGUCUGUAACAAAAAUGUCGUUCAUUCGACGCAUCGGAUUGCGUUGGUGGAUUUUGGCCUCCACGGCCGCCAUCAGUCUUUGGAUUUGGAUGGUCUGGGCUCAAUCUCAACCCGAUGUUAAUCCAGUCUCUCUCCAUGUUCCCAAAUCUCACCCACCGGCCAAUCCUGAGGCUUACAGAAAGAGGCCCGAGUCGCUCCGCCCAUCUCCGAUGUUGAAAGAGAUCAAAUGUGAGAUCAACACUCAAGUGUAUCGCAAUAUUGGUUGGUCCGAGUCCUCUCAGAUGCAGAGUGUGCCUUGUUUGCUCAAAGAACGCUCUCAAGAGGUCUUUGUGCCCUUCAAAUUCGUCCGCAAGUAUUUUGAUAUCUACGGGGAGAUUUCGUCCGAUCACAACCGUUCAUGGCUUGAAUGGUCUCAUUCGUAUUCCAAAGUUUUUCCCCACUUCAAGGACAAUCUUUAUCAAUCCAAUGGGACGUUCUUGCAGUUUGGAUCGUUUGAUGUGGAACAACGGCCGCGGGUUAAAUGUGUCAGCGCAUCGGAAGGCGUCCCCGUUUCUACCCAAUGGGACAAAGCCGGUUAUUACUAUUCCACCCAAAUUUCGCAAUAUGCCUUGUCCCAUUGGUCCAAGGCCAUUCAAUCGUCAUCCGCCCAAGACCGACGGAAGCUGGUCUACGAGGAUGGUCUCACUCAUUUCGCCAAUUGGAAAGGCGACACCACCCGGGUCAUGAGCCUCGAUUGCGUCCAUUUUGACUUGGCUUCAAAAAUCCAGCUUUCUCUGGAGAAAACCUCAGAUUUUGUGCUCAACCUCGACCUUCAGUUCAAGCAAAAUGUCACCAUCACCGUGACGGUUAAAACGCCCAAAAUCACUUACGAUGUCAAAUACGUGAAUGAAGACGACUUCAUUCGACGUGAGGGCAACCUUGUGAUCUUGGGUUAUGGAUCUGAUCUCAAGGAAGGAGAGUGGAAGCAUUUCACGAGGGAUGUUCUAACCGAUUUGUCCAAAGGCAUUUCUAAGAAGAUGUUCGAAAGAUUCCGCGGUUCUAGUCAAAUUUACUUGAGCGAUAUUGCUUUGGAAGGUGUGGGGUGUGUCACCAACAUAUCUCAAUCCCAUCAGGAGCAUCUGCAGAUGUUCUACACCGGUGCGAAUUGGCUCAGGCAUAACCAAGACGCUCAAGGGGGCUGGCCCGUGAAUGUGGUGUUCAAUCGAGAUCACACCAAGUAUAAAUUUGCUGACGAAAUCCAGCCUGGCUGGUACUCGGCCAUGGCCUCUGGGCACGCCCUUUCGGUACUAAGUAGGGCGUUUGCCGCCUCUAGGGACAAAAAAUACCUAACGACCGCGCUCAAAGCAUUGAAGCCCUUCAGUGUUUCCAGUGAACAGGGAGGAUUUAGCGCCAGGUUCAUGAACAGCUAUACGUGGUAUGAGGAAUAUCCGACCAAUCCUCCCACUUUUGUGCUCAAUGGGUUCAUGUACAGUCUGCUGGGUCUCUAUGACUUGAAAAACACACUGGAGAUGUACGGCUUUGGUGAUACAGACGACUUUGGAAAUGUUUCCGAGCUUUGGCAAAGCGGGAUGAGGUCUCUCAAGGCUCUUUUGCCGUUAUUCGACACGGGAUCUGGAUCAGUUUAUGACUUAAGACAUUUUACCAUGCAAAUUGAACCCAAAAUCGCCCGAUGGGACUAUCAUUCCACUCAUGUUAAUCUCUUGUAUAUCCUGUCCACCCUGGACCCAGAUCAGAUACUAGCGACAACUGGUGACAGGUGGCGGCAAUACAUGGUUAACCAGAAAGCGCGACACAAUUGAGCAGUAUUCACCAAAUCUUGAGCAAUGGGCUACUUGAGUUAAACUCGCCUAGGCUGAAAUUCACGGACCUUCAGGAUUUAAAGAAAUGCUUGAGUGGAACCUGGUGUUAACGUGACGUCUUGCAACAAGUCUACAUGUAGCCAAUUCAUAGUGCACGAUAAGUUCAAUUUGACCUUUGAUUAGGGUUGUUUGGUUCUUUUGGAGCAAAAUAGCAGUUCAUAGAUUGCAUGCAUUAUCGUCACCGUUGAUGUCAAUUUAAUGGCAAACUAGCAUUGUGAUGGUAUUUGUAAUUGCUUAUUUUGCUCCAAUAUUUGUGAUAUGCUUUUUCAAUUAUUGUGAUAUAACUGAUAGUUUUACAAAAAAAGUCAAUGAACACAGAACAAUAAAAGUGAAUAUCCA